Molecule: messenger RNA, 8588 nt
Organism: Patella vulgata (common limpet)
Lineage: Eukaryota; Metazoa; Mollusca; Gastropoda; Patellidae
Product: inactive phospholipase C-like protein 2
Exons: 26
Coding region: 25-3213 (1062 amino acids)
Biological process (GO): lipid metabolic process; intracellular signal transduction
Molecular function (GO): phosphatidylinositol-4,5-bisphosphate phospholipase C activity
Source: RefSeq, a predicted model, not a curated record
GGUAUCGUCCAAUAAGAUUCCAAAAUGGCGGACGAUGUGCAGCAGGAGCCUGCUUGUGUUACGGAAAAUGAAAAACCCGAGGAUGUAUUUGUAAAUGGUGAUUCUGGUGCUAAACCAGAGGAUUUAGAUAUAGAAUCGACAAAUGAAUUAACCGUUCCUAAACCAUCGUUGCCACGGAGGAGUAGUUUAAUGAAUAAAGAUGGACAUUCCAAACGAACACCGCGUAAGAAAACGGUGUCUUUUAGCAGUAUGCCAACUGAGCGCAAAAUAGCAACCGCUCAAGACUGUUUAGCAUAUAUGCAGAAUGGAAGUGAACUUAUCAAAGUUCGUUCAAAUAGUCGACAAUAUCAUCGGUUCUUUUCACUUAGCAAUGACAUGACAGAAAUACGCUGGCAGCCCACCAAUAAGAAGCCACACAAAGCUAAAAUUGGUGUGGCAUCAGUAAAAGAAGUUCGACAAGGAAAAACAACUGAUGCUUUAAGAAAUAAGGAAAUAGCAGGAAUCUAUCCAGAUGAAUGUGCUUUUUCUAUUAUCUUUGGUGAAGAGUUUGAAUCUAUGGAUUUGAUAGCUAACACAGCUGAUGAAGCCAAUAUUUGGGUGACUGGAUUAACUUGUCUUAUCAAUGCCAAUUCCAAGUCUAGCACUGCUCCUAAUGCUAUAGAAGAAAUGCAGAGAAUGAGAGAUUCCUGGUUGUUGGAUAUUUUUACCAAUGCUGACCCAGAGAACUCAGGUCUUAUUGCAGACUCAGAAGUAGUGAAAUUAUUUAAACGCAUCAACGACACAAUAACAACAUCUGUUAUAUCACAGAAAAUAAAGGAAUUACAAAUUAAAAGAGGAGAUGGUUUACGUAACAGAUUGAACAGCGAUGAAUUUGUUGCAUUAUUUAAAGAGAUCUCUACAAGACCAGAGAUAUAUUUUCUUCUUGUAAGAUAUGCAAGUAAUGCAGAUCAUUUGUGUACUGAUGAUUUAUUACUGUUUUUAGAAGCAGAACAAGGGAUGCAACGAGUAACCAAAGAAAGAUGUAUGGAAAUUAUAUCAAGAUUUGAACCAACAAAAGAAGGUCGAGAGAAAGGUCAUCUGGGUAUUGAUGGUUUUACAGCCUAUCUUUUAUCGGAAGAAUGUGAUAUUUUUGAUGAGGAGCAUAAAGAAGUUUGUCAAGAUAUGACCCAAUCUUUUACCCAUUAUUUCAUUUCUACAUCUCACAAUACCUACUUAUUAGAGGAUCAGUUAAAGGGACCGUCUAGUGUAGAUGGUUAUAUCUCGGCACUUAAAAAAGGCUGUCGUUGUCUAGAAUUGGAUUGCUGGGACGGUCCAAAUGACGAACCUAUUAUAUACCAUGGUCACACGUUAACUUCCAAAAUAUCUUUUCAAGCCGUCAUAGAGGCCAUUAAUGAACAUGCAUUUUCAAAAUCUGAGUAUCCGUUGGUUCUGUGUAUUGAGAAUCAUUGUUCUAUGAAACAACAACAAAUAAUGGCUCAACAGUUAAAAACAAUACUUGGUGAUAAACUAGAUAUGACAACUGUAGUUGAAAAUAUGACAGAAUUUCCUUCACCUGAAUUCUUUAAAGGAAAAAUUAUGAUAAAAGGUAAGAAAUUAACAGGUAAACAGGAGAGUGGUGAAGGUUACGUUACAGAUGAAGAUGAAGGAGCAGAGACAGAAAAAAAGAAAAAUAAUAAAAGGGAAGGGUCAAUGAAAAAACAUAAACUUGCUAAAGAGCUUUCAGAACUUGUCAAUUUUUUUGUGUCAAAGAGAUUUGAGAGUUUUCAGAUUUCUGUACAACAACAAAACCUAUGGGAAAUGUGUUCAUAUAGUGAAUCUCAAGCAUUGAAGCUAGCCAUGUCAUGUCCUGAGGAAUUUGUUAAUCAUAAUAAGCGCUUUUUGUCUCGUGUUUAUCCUAAUGGAAUGCGAGUUGAUUCUAGUAAUUAUAAUCCUCAAGAUCUCUGGAACUGUGGAUGUCAAAUGGUUGCCUUGAACUUUCAGACAGCUGGCUUAAUGAUGGAUCUAUAUAAUGGUUGGUUUCGUAAAAAUGGUGGCUGUGGUUUUGUAUUAAAACCGUCCAUAAUGAGGGAAGAAAUUGCAUAUUUUAGUGCAAGCACAAGGGAGGUUAUUCCUGGUGUAUCUCCUCAGAUAUUACAUAUAAAGAUAAUAAGUGGCCAAAAUUUCCCAAAGCCUAAAGGUUCUGCAGCCAAAGGAGAUGUUACAGAUCCAUAUAUAAAUAUAGAAGUAUUUGGCAUACCAGCAGAUUGUGCUGAAGAAAGAACCAGAACAAUCGCUCAUAAUGGUUAUAAUCCUAUUUUUGAUGAAAGUUUUGAGUUUCAAAUCAACCUACCAGAACUGGCUCUAAUAAGAUUUGCUGUGUUAGAUGAUGAAUAUAUAGGAGAUGAGUUUAUUGGACAAUAUACCAUACCUUUUGAGUGUAUGCAAACUGGUUAUCGUCAUAUCCGUCUAUUAUCUAAUACUGGAAGUAUUAUAUUAAACUGUACAUUAUUUGUACAUAUAGCUAUAACUAAUAAAAGAGGGGGAGGUAAGGCGUACAAACGUGGCAUGUCAGUGAAAAAAACAAAAAGAUCUCGUGAUUAUACCAGUAUGAAGAAUAUUGGAGUUAAAGCCAUUGAUGAAACUUUCAAGGCAGCUGUUCAGCCACUGAGAGAUGGAACAGAUUUAAGAGAUGAUGUACAGAUAUCAUUAGCUGCAUUUAAAGAGACAUGUGGUCUAGCACCUAUAGCUAAUAUUAAACAAUGUAUUCGUCUAUUGGCAACUAGAAUAGCCAAUACUGGUGAACAGUCAUCAUUAACCUAUGUCAUGAAAGGAGAGUACCCUUGUUUAGAAGCUCAAGGUAAUUUACCAGAUAUUCUGCGUAAAGCACUCAUGUCAUUUGAAGAUUUAAUUUCUGACUGUAAAAAUGUUAUUCAGAAUGCAGACACAGUUUAUGAAAAGCUAUUACAAUGUCAGAAAGCAGGUUUAGAAUGGCAUGAAGAUUUAGAAACUGUCUGUCAACAAGCUGGACUACGCACUAAAAAAUUAACUAAAGCAACUGAGAAUUUUGCAUGGAAUGUUCGUGUAUUGAAGGGACAAGCUGAUUUAGUGUUACAGUCUAAGAAAGAUUGUAAUGAAUAUGUAAGACAGAUUAAAGAAGCUGCUGUGUCUACAGGUUUAUCGAAACAACCAGAGCCUGAUUUGUGUAAUAACCAUCAGAAUCUUCAACAAGUAUAAAACAUACAGUUAAAUACUCUUAUAACUUACAAGCCAUUACAUGUUUUAUCUUUACAUCACUCACUGAAAAUACUGUAUUUAAAAACCAAGCUAUGGAUACUCAUGUUUGCCAUAAUUCAUACAGAAUUAAAGUCAAUUAUUCAACUCGGUGUGAAGAUUUUCUUGUUGGGAAAUAAUGAAUAAACAUGCUCAAAGUAAUUGUUGUUAAUCAGUCAUGUGAACCAGAAAUAUAGAAACAAAACAAAUGGAAUUUCCAACUGCACUUUGUGAAAUAAAAGAGCAAUAUUUGUGAAUGUGAAAUCAACGUAUAAUGAGUCAUGUAGUCAGUUUAAUGUAUACAAGACACAAUGUUUAUCAUUAAUUAUAAUUUAUAAUAACAUUAUUGUACAUGAACUUACUGCCUUAAUUAAUUAAUAUUACUCUUGUUACUGUAAUUAGUAGAAUCAUUGUUCUAUAUAUUGACUAUGGUAAUUGUAGUAAUAUGACAGAGUUGUUUGUUUGUCUUACAAUAAUCAACAUGAUAACAAAAGAAAGAUGUUUAUUAAGAAGAGAAUGAAUUGUUGAAUUGUAUAAAAAAUACUGUUUUAAUGUUUUAUUAAUUUUUUGAAGUAUAUGUGAAACUGUUGAACUAAGUUAUGUGUUUUUUGUUAAUUAUGUGUCAGAACUACUUCUGUGAUAUUAAUAUACUUUAUUAUUACUAAAUCUUGUUUUCUGUACAAAAUAGAUAUUUUGGUUAUUUUUAAUUAACACAGAUAUUUAAAGAUACAUUAUGGGAGAUUAGAUAAAGAGCUAUAAUAGUUAAAAACUAGAUAAUGUAAAGGGAAUUUGCUUUAAAUUUUAGUCGAAUUGAUCCACUCUGAACCGAGAAUUUAGUGAUUGAAUUUUGGGCCUAGCCUCGAUCAUCAUUACUAAAGUCUUUUUGAUAAAAUAACAUAGGCUCGAUUAUCCAUUUUUUGAUUUAAUCAUCAAUGAGCGUUCAGCAGCAGAUCGGAUUAUAAUCCAGUAAAUAUUGCAGGCUAGCGAUGACAUCGAGAGUUGACUAUGGUCUGGAUAAGUUAAUUAAUGUCUAAUUAAUAAUUUAGAUAACAUUUCAGGCCUAAAGAAAUUGACAGAUUUAGCUCUUCAUAAUGUAUGUUUAAGGUUAUGUAUUAAGAAAAUGACUAUUAAAACCUAACCCACUUUAAAUUGGAUUUUUAAACAGUUGACUGGUUAAAACCUUCUCCAAAACUUUAAACCAGAUAUCAGUCCACUUAUUAAAACCUUCUCCAAAACUUUAAACCUUAUACCAGACCACACUUCUCCGAAACUUUAAACCAUAUACCAGACCACUCUUCUCCAAAUUUAAACCCUACAUCAGUCCACUGGUCCUUAACUCCAAUACAUACAGUUUGCUGGGUAAAAACCGCCUGGUCUUCCAUCCAAAAUUAAACCUUUAUAAUGGACUACAUGCUUUCCUAAAGCCUUUAAUGCUCAUAUCGGUUCAAGAUGGGUUCCCAGAAAAGUAUUUAUUGGGUGGUUAUUUCCAAUAAAAGUAUGGCAAUUUUGGUAUAUAUGGAAAGUAGAGAUAUCCAAUCUUACUAGAAAAAUACUGGAUUCCCCGAAAAGCACUCAUGGAGCUUAUACAGGACAAAAAUGUAAGGGUUCCCCUAAUCGUCAGCCCGACGAUUAGGAAUUUCUGCACGCGUGAUGUCAAAGGUCACACGCGAACAUUGAGUGCUUGAUGUACAAGUUGAUUAACUUUAUGAAGAGUUAGACGUACAACACUUUCUGAGAUAAAAAAGACGCGGGCAGUGGAUAAUCCGAUAAUUUAAUUAGGAUUCGAUAUUUGUAAUAAAUAGUAAGCGAUUAAAGACAACAUCGUCUUAUGUAUGCAAUGAAUUCUCCUCUGACUUCCAAGAGAGGUAAGUCACGUGACAUAAACAUGACCUGGUUUGAUCAAAUUUUUAUAGCAGGGCAUUCCUUCGCAAUUACAAUGUUUGAGAAGGAUUUGAACCAAAUUAUGACAAAUUAAUUAGUUUGAAUAUGUUUUUAGUCCAUAUAUACCAUUAAAUCACCCAGUUUGCACGCUGGAAUGUAUCUUUAAUAUAAUAAAAUAAUUGAAUGCAGUAAUAAUAUAAUAGCCAAGUUAGGGUAUAUGAUUCGAUAGAUAAAUAUUUUCUAUUAAUUAUAUACCGGUACAAGAGUUUAUCUAAUCAUUAGAAAUAGCUUUAAGUACAUAUCGGCAACAUUUCUAGUCCAUGAAAAGAUGUCACAAGAAUCACUACCCGAUUUUAGUGUUUGGUUGAAAACAUAUUUUUGAAAUGGAUGAAUUAAAUGUAUAAAUAAUAUUGCAUUAAAACUUAGAUGUUGUUCGAGUCUGAAAGAGCCAAAGAUGUAGCUAUCUCAAGGAAUUCAAAUUCUAUUGAUGAUUUAUUUUAAGAGUAGAUUCUGUAUGAUAUUGAAAAAUUAAAAAAUUUAUUAUCCAUAUCGGUCAAUGCUACUACUGAAAUGAUUUAUUCACAGUGUGGCAACCCUAAUACGGUACAUUUAUUUAAAUUAUAUCCAAAACAUAGUUGAUAAUUCAUGCCAGCAGGUCCUUUAAUUAUCAAGUGCAAUGAAGAAAUAUAUCAGUUGAUUACUUGGAGUUUGGACUAUCAUUCACAUAAACUUUGUCCAAGAUAUCUUUGAUUUUAUUGUUGUAAGUGAAGUGUGUGCAUGAAAAAAUAUCAAAUCCAACAUUUCUUCUUAAUAUGUAGGGCAGAUUUAUUUUGAGAACAUUAUUUCCUAUAUACAUGUAUCUCUGGAAGGUUUUAAGCAUCAAAUAUCUCUAGUACACGUAUAUUGUUUCAGAGGAACAUGAAUGACGUUCUUUCUAAAAAAAAUUAAAUACCCAAUCUCCAAUAAGCUCAAACUUUGUAAAAUUCGUUAAAAUCAAUGAAAUGGGGUUUAACGUCUUAUUUUUCUGCACCGACUGGGCUAAUGAAGAUAGUGUUAAAAUAUAAGUUAGAUAUUACUACAUAUAUGCACUGUAGCAACCAUUUGGAUAAUAGACUAAAACCUGCCUUAAAUAUGAAUCAUGAAAUCUGUGACACAAAAUUAUGUGCAUCCUAGCUCUUUCAACACCCUUAAUAUAGUGUGUACAUGAAAGUAAUGCUAUAUACUCAUGUACAUGUAUGUACAGAAUAGGAACCCUGUAAUACCCUGUCUCAUAGUGCCUAUGUAUUGCUAGGAUUGUGGCAUAAUCAGACCAACAUGGUACAUAUUUAUGAUAUUUUAUUCCGUUUCUUGAUAUUCUUACACAAUUUGAAUCCAACAGUCACAAAAUAUAAUAUAUAGUUGCACAAACCUCUAUAAACCUAGACUAUUUAAUAUGUAUGGUUUUUGUGUAGUUUCUAUAAUGUCUAAUUAAGAAAGCUCAAAACACUUUUAUAGUUAUUAAUAAUUUAUCCUAAUAUCUGUUGAGUUCCAUAUUACUUUUAAAUUGUUUCCAGUAAUUUUCAUCUUAUGUUUUUUAUUUGUUUACUUUUAAAAAUUUAUAGCUGUAUUCUCCAACAACCAUACAUUGUAUAUGAUUACCUUUUAACACCAGUACUUCUGGUAUGAUGUUAAAAAAUAUCUUAAACGAAUUGAUAUACUAGUUAUCACAUAGUUAAUCUGUUUUUAAUUAUAUAAUUUAUACGCAAGUUCCAGUUUAUAUUAUUUACAUUUGUUAUGCUAUAAAAUAUGUUUGCUUUUGCUAACCAUAGAUAGUUUGGUCACAAUUCACCUUGUUUUUACUUUAUAAAUGCGACAAAAAAAAGAUCGAUUUAAGUGAACGGUUCACUUUUUGUGUGAUUUGAUCUUUUCUAAUCGUUCAGGGUUCUUGUUAAUUGGUUUCAUUUUAAUUGCUGAAAACAUCACAUAUUAUUUGUAAUACCAAAAGUCAAGAUGUCUAAGUCAGUUUGUAUCUGUAAUUGAUGAUGGCUUAAAUUUUUGUCCCCCGCCUUUCAAAGAAAGCCGGAGACUAUUAAAAUGGGUUUGUCUGUCACAUUUAUUGCGACACAAUAACUCUCCUUUUAAUUGAGCUAGAUGUUUUAUUAGGUCAAUGCCUUGAUGGAGUUUGAAGAUGAGAAUUUUCUGCUUAGGGUAAGAAGAGAUAAACAAUUUGAUUGGUUGAUGCUUUGGGACACGAUAACUUUAGUUCUAAUUAAGUGAGAGUGAGGACACUUGGUGUAUAGUUUUAUUAGGUCAAUGCCUUGAUGGAGUUUGAAGAUGAGAAUUUUCUGCUUAGGGUAAGAAGAGAUAAACAAUUUGAUUUGUUGAUGCUUUGGGACACGAUAACUUUAGUUCUAAUUAAGUGAGAGUGAGGACACUUGGUGUAUAUUUUUAUCACAUCAGUACCUUGACUAAGUUCGAUAAUGAGUAUUUCUGCUCGGGGUAAGCAGAGCGAUAAGCAGUUUGAUUGGUCGAGACUUUGGAACACUCUCCUUCUAAUUAAGGUAGAAUGUUCAAAUUUGGUCUAGGCGUUCAUUAGGUGAAUUUGAUUGAUGGAGUUAGAUGAUAACCAUUGUCUGCUUACGGUAAGCAGAGAUAAGCAAUCUGAUUGGUUGAUGCUUAGGGGCACGAGAGUGAUGAAACUCUUGAGUAUAGAUUCAUUACAAUGUAUAUCAUUACCUUGACUAAGUUUAGAAUGUUUAAACUUGAUGUAGAAGUUCAUUAGGUGAAUAUCUUGACUGAGUUCAAUGAUUAACAUUUCAAGCUAAAGCUAAGCAGAGCUAAGAAAUUUCAUUAGUCGAUGCUUUGGCAAGAUAACUUUGAUUCUAUCUGAUAGAGAGUGAUGAAACUUAGUGUAUAGUUGAUAAUCAGUUCGAUUGCUUGAUACUUUUGAAAAAAAUAAAUGUGCGAUUAAUUAAUGUGUCAUCUAUUUAUUUUGGGAUUUCGGCAGGGGACAUCAGCCUCACUAUUGGCUUGUUUAAAAUAAAAACAGGAAUAUCUGCGAAACAGAAAAAUUAUGCCUUGUGGACUGCGCAUGCGAUUUAGCUGCUGUGGGUGUAUGUUUUGUUGCCUGGCAACUGAUCUUUUUAUGAAGCGAAUGACUUUUAAGGAUGUCCAUUACAGCUUAUUUAUGUACAUUUCAGCAUAUUCCUUAUUUUUGAUGGAUAUUUUAAGUUAGAUAUUAUAUGUAAACAUUUUUUGGAAAGCUAACUGUGACUGGUGUAUGAUGUUCAUUUUUAACAUGUGUUAAUUAGAUUAAAUAAUUUGUUUCUUUUAGUGAAAGAAUGUGUAUGACUUGGAUUUUUUUCCUUUUUUUGUAAGAAAAUUAACUACAAAAAAUUAAUCUGGGUUCUAGUGCAAUAUCAGACUGUUUGUUUUAAUAUUAAACUGGACAUGACGAAUAAAAUAUUAAUACAAAGAUA